Messenger RNA from Copidosoma floridanum, 2491 nucleotides. It is a transcript of the gene EF1a-F2, whose product is annotated as elongation factor 1-alpha F2. Gene Ontology annotation, biological process: translational elongation. The record is from RefSeq and is a predicted model, not a curated record. Lineage: Eukaryota; Metazoa; Arthropoda; Insecta; Hymenoptera; Encyrtidae. Gene Ontology annotation, molecular function: GTPase activity; translation elongation factor activity; GTP binding.
GGUCGUGUGUGCGCGUCUCUCUGGUCCUACAUACAUAUACCUAUACCGCUGUCUGCCCGUCGCUCGUUGUUCAUUGUACGAAUAGUGUGUGCCGAGGCUACAAGUAAAAACUCCCGGCGAAGCCAUCGAGAUUUGACCAGACUUUUAUAAACAAUCAAUCAAAAUGGGUAAGGAGAAGGUUCAUAUUAACAUCGUCGUCAUUGGACACGUAGAUUCCGGAAAGUCGACCACCACUGGUCACUUGAUCUACAAAUGCGGUGGUAUCGACAAGCGUACCAUCGAGAAGUUCGAGAAAGAAGCCCAGGAGAUGGGUAAGGGAUCCUUCAAAUAUGCAUGGGUCUUGGACAAACUGAAGGCUGAACGUGAGCGUGGUAUCACUAUUGACAUCGCUCUGUGGAAGUUUGAAACCUCGAAAUACUACGUCACCAUCAUCGACGCCCCUGGUCACAGAGAUUUCAUUAAGAACAUGAUUACGGGAACGUCACAGGCUGAUUGUGCCGUGUUGAUUGUCGCUGCUGGUACUGGUGAGUUCGAGGCCGGUAUCUCGAAAAAUGGCCAGACCCGUGAGCACGCUCUGCUUGCCUUCACUCUUGGUGUCAAGCAGCUCGUCGUUGGUGUCAACAAGAUGGACUCUACUGAGCCGCCAUACAGCGAAGCCCGUUUCGAGGAAAUUAAAAAAGAAGUCUCUUCGUACAUUAAGAAGAUCGGUUACAAUCCAGCAGCUGUUGCUUUCGUACCCAUCUCUGGAUGGCACGGAGACAACAUGUUGGAGCCAUCCAACAAAAUGCCCUGGUUCAAGGGAUGGGCGGUUGAGCGAAAGGAAGGCAAAGCUGAUGGUAAAUGCCUUAUUGAAGCCCUUGAUGCCAUUCUCCCACCCUCCAGGCCAACCGACAAGGCCCUUCGUCUUCCCCUGCAGGACGUGUACAAGAUUGGAGGUAUUGGAACGGUACCCGUCGGUCGUGUCGAGACUGGUGUCUUGAAACCUGGUAUGGUUGUCACCUUCGCCCCAGCUGGUCUUACCACUGAAGUCAAGUCCGUUGAAAUGCAUCAUGAAGCCCUCACGGAAGCCGUACCCGGAGAUAACGUUGGUUUCAACGUUAAAAACGUUUCUGUCAAGGACUUACGUCGUGGUUAUGUCGCUGGUGACUCAAAGAACAAUCCACCCAAGGGUGCAGCUGAUUUCACUGCUCAGGUCAUCGUAUUGAACCACCCUGGUCAAAUCAGCAACGGUUACACGCCUGUGCUUGAUUGUCACACAGCCCACAUUGCCUGCAAAUUCUUUGAGAUCAAAGAGAAAUGCGACCGUCGUACUGGCAAGGCCACAGAGGAAAACCCCAAGGCUAUCAAAUCGGGUGAUGCUGCCAUCGUCAACCUGGUCCCAACCAAGCCUAUGUGCGUAGAGUCCUUCCAUGAGUUCCCACCCCUUGGGCGUUUCGCUGUUCGUGACAUGCGUCAAACAGUCGCCGUUGGUGUCAUCAAGUCCGUCAAUUUCAAGGACGUCACUGGAAAGGUCACCAAGGCCGCUGAAAAGGCCCAGAAAAAGAAGUAGUCUUAGUUUCCGCGCACACGAGCCUACGGCCGCAGAUGCCCGGCUCUUUCAACCUUCAGCGGCGGCGCAGCCAGCUAUCGCAGCAGCUAUAUUACUCCUAUUACCACCCACGUUACCGCCACCGCUGCGCCGCGCCUUUCCUUCCAGCAAUAUCAGCAACAGCUAUCCGGCUGUGGCUGAAAGGCUCGUCCAUCUACCCAGGCGGCUCCGACGGCACUUCUUUCAUCGCAAAGAGUUCCGCAGGAAAGGAAGUUCGCCUGCCUCGCGUAUGAAACUCGACUAUUAACCUGGAAGGCUGGGAGCGACGGAGAAGGCGACGUUAUAGGACAUGCGCUGUUGUCCAGCUGAGCGCCGCCACUGCAACUAUUUGAUCAUUUGUGUACCAGUUUCACAAAGCAACAACAACAACAUAACAACAUCGUGGAAGAAGACCAAUAACUUAAUUUAGCCGAUCUUUAUAUUUUCUAAUUAUUAUACGAAAAUAAUAAAAAUCCUAUAUCUGCGAUAUUCGAAAAACACCUCAAUGUUUUUUUUAAAUUAUUGUUCAUUGUUAUUUUUUAUCAAUUGCUUCAAACGCAUCUUUAAAAUACAACACAAUCUACAUUUAUACAUUUUUUUUUUUUAAGCCAGGUGCUUCUAACUUUCAUUUCCCGAUCGUUACAAAGAUAAUUAUCAAUGCAAAUUUAACUGCAACUGUUCUAAUAAUUAAAAUAACGCUCGUUACAAUUCUUUUUGUGACUAAUUUUUUGAUACGUGGAGAGAGUAUGACUGGAGCAAAAAAUCCUAUGAAACUAGUUUUUUUUACUAUGAAUGAAUUAUAACAGUCGCUUUUUUUAAACAAAUACCGCAGCAGAUGGAAUCUUCCAACUCUUGAGUCUGAUGAAUUAUAAUAUUGUCUAAUCGCAUGCUUUUUAAUAAAGUCAAAAUGUAAUUUUUGAUCAA